This is a messenger RNA of Mycena citricolor, 258 nucleotides long. The record is from the annotation of a GenBank genome assembly. Lineage: Eukaryota; Fungi; Basidiomycota; Agaricomycetes; Agaricales; Mycenaceae.
UCACCACCACUCACAAGCUUCUCAGCCUCUUCCGGAGUCACACCGGAAUUGACCCAGAUCGGGGUUUUCUGCAAGAAAGGGCUGUACGUGGCGACAAUGUCGUGCGGGGUGCCCCGUUUCUUGCCUUCCAUGAAGAAGCCUCGCUGUAUCGGACGAGGGCGACGUAUGACAGCCCCAUGGUGUCGACGGCCUUCAGAAGAUAGCUUUUUUGAAUGAUGGUCCUGAAAUAAAUACUCGCCAUUGUAGCCUCCAGCUGGA